Messenger RNA from Galendromus occidentalis (western predatory mite), 885 nucleotides. Its product is annotated as synaptophysin. Lineage: Eukaryota; Metazoa; Arthropoda; Arachnida; Mesostigmata; Phytoseiidae. Gene Ontology annotation, cellular component: synaptic vesicle; synaptic vesicle membrane. Bases 124 to 885 code for a protein of 253 amino acids. The transcript has 6 exons. The record is from RefSeq and is a predicted model, not a curated record.
CGGAGUGGCCGACGGAGGAGUUCGUCGCGGGGGAGGAAGAACAGCCGAAGAUAACACCGCGACGACCGCGGCGACCACGACCGAGGAAUUCUCAAGAGUUCCGUCGAACGACACGGACUCAAAAUGGAGAUGCACUUCUCAGCCUUGAAGGAGCCGCGCGGCUUCAUCCGCAUCUUGCAGGCGUUCUUCGCCAUAUUUGCGUUCUCGAUCACCGCUGGCUUCUCUACCACGACAAAAAUCACAAUAGAAUGUAAAAAUUUCACAGCUCCAGUCACUGUGAAAUUCGGCUACCCAUUCAGAAUGGCAUACUCUCCGUUCGACGUGCCUCGAGAUUGCGUUCCGACAGGCACGGAUGCCGUGAUCCUGCCUUAUAACUUGUCGUCGAAUCCGGAGUUUUUCGUUGCCUGCGGUGUUCUUUCCUUCAUGUUCUGUUCAGCCGCCGUCGCCGUCUACGUCUUGCGAACGGCUCUCUACCAAUCUAACCAAACAAUCCCCAUCCUGGACCUUGGUGUGACUGCGGUCUUCACCAUUUUCUGGUUUGCCGGUACGUGCGCAUGGGCGCAAGGAGUGUCCGACGUGAAAUACUACAUGUCACCUGACAGAAUUAUUAGUCGUAUACCUGUGUGCGCGGACAUGAUCGCCGAGAAAUGCAACCUGGACGAAGCUGCCGAUUACUCUUCAUUGAACGUAUCCGUGCUUCUCGGCUUCACCUGCGUAUUGCUGUGGACAGCCGGUACUUGGUUCGUAUACAAAGACACGGCUCUGCAUCGCCAACAGCUACCCCCAGGCGCUCCAGGUUCUCAGUAUCCUCCCGUCGGCGCGACCUAUCCACCCCAGUCGCCGACUCAGCCUAUGCAGGGUCAAUUCCAACAGCCUCAGUACUAG